This is a messenger RNA of Toxotes jaculatrix (banded archerfish), 5698 nucleotides long. RefSeq names its product FYVE and coiled-coil domain-containing protein 1-like. NCBI's taxonomy places the organism in Eukaryota, Metazoa, Chordata, Actinopteri, Toxotidae. The transcript has 18 exons. Gene Ontology annotation, biological process: positive regulation of autophagosome maturation; plus-end-directed vesicle transport along microtubule. Gene Ontology annotation, molecular function: metal ion binding. The record is from RefSeq and is a predicted model, not a curated record. Bases 114 to 4595 code for a protein of 1493 amino acids. Gene Ontology annotation, cellular component: late endosome; autophagosome; lysosome.
CAGGUGCAUGUCACAUAGCACUCGCCAGGUUUAGACAAAUCCAUGUUUACGUAGCGGUUUGUUGAAUUUUGAAGAUGUUUUAAAGUGAUAUAAGUUAGCUUGUCUGAUUUGUAAUGGCGACCGUGGAUAACGAAUUUCCUCACAUUUUCCCCACAAUGGCCUCCUGCUCAUCGGUUGGAGAUAAUCAGCUGCAGAGGAUAAUCAGAGAUCUCCAUGAUGCUGUCUUGGAGUUGAGUAAGGAACACAGGGAGUGCGGUGAACCCAUAACUGAUGAUAGCGCCAACCUGCACAAGUUCUUCUUUAAAUUAGAAUACCUGCUACAGUUUGACCAGAAAGAGAAAACAACCUUUCUUGGCCAGAGGAAAGACUACUGGGAUUACUUCUGUGACUGCCUGAUUAAGAUCAAGGGAGCUAAUGAUGGCAUCCGUUUUGUUAAGUCCAUCCCAGAGUUGAAGACGUCGCUGGGGAAAGGAAGGGCCUUUAUCCGCUACUCACUCGUUCACCAGCGUCUUGCAGACACUUUGCAGCAGUGUCUAAUAAACCAGAAGGUCACAAGUGACUGGUAUUAUGCCCGGAGUCCAUUCCUCAAGUCCCACCUCACUGCUGAUAUAAUCAACUAUCUUUACGAGCUCAACCAGGUCCAAUUUGAUGUGGCAGCCAGAGGUUACGAUCUCGAUGCGGAUUGGCCAGCAUUUGCAAGGCGAACAUUAGGUACUGCCUCACCAGCUUUGCUGUGGAAGCCUCCGAGUCGCUGCUCCAGCAUCAACAGUCUGGUUAGCAGCUAUUCACAAUCACAGGCUCAGGAGUUUCUUCCAAUCCCAGACUUGAGUCACAGUCUGCUUGGAGAACUGGGAGAACUGGGGGAACCGUCUCCUUGCAGCAUUGCGGAGAAUCUUCGCAUUGAGCUUGACCAAUCUGAGCUCAGACAGCAGGAGCUCCUGGUACAGGUUCAGGAGCUGGGCAAAGAGGCUGACGAGCUGAAAGGUGUGGUUAAAGAACUUCAAGGAGAGCUAGCAGCCCAGAAGUCAACAUUAACAGAAGCUCAAAGUAACCAAGAAGCAGAUAAUCGGGAGAGAACAAAUCACCUUCACACCUGUAGGGAAGCAAUAAACAGUGAACUUAAAGACAGACUCACGGCUGCUGAGAACAAAAACAUGGAACUUCUCUCUAAGUUGGAUGAAGCUCUUAAAGAGAAGGGCCAACAAACAGCAAGCUACUGUGACUCAGCCUGGAAAAUCCAGGAGCUCCUGGAUAAACUUAAGACAGCAGAGGAGGGGAGGCUGGAGGCAAGGAGAGAGGCUGAAGAAAGGGGCAGGCACUCUGAGCGUCUAUCACAGGAACUCAAACUCAGGGAAGAAGAGUUGAGAAACAGUGAGGAGAAGCUCGCUGAAGUAAAAGCUGGAGCCUGCGACGAACGGGAGGAAGCACUCAAGCGGUUGGAGGAGCUUCAAGGGGUUGUUGGUCGCAUUCAGGGAGCGUUGAGUUUGAAAGAGAAAGAGACGGGAAACUUGAGAGCCCAACUUCUGGAUGUGCAGGCAUCACUGGAGUGCAGGGAACGACAAGCAGAGGAACUAAGGAAAAGACUGCAGGAAGAGAAGGAGGAAGUAGAACAAAGGUGUAGCAUGAGUAGUAGCCAGAAUGAGGAACUCGAGAGCCUGAUCCUGGAUUUAAGAAAGACUCUGAGAAACAGAGAGAAAGAAAUAACUGUUAGUUCAGAGAGAAUAAAACACUUAGAGGAGCAGGUGGAGAAGCUAAAUGUUGAGAAAGAAAGUCUGAGCUCUACACUUACUGAAAAUGAAAUCAGUUCUUGUGAUCAAACCGAGAACAUUGAGGACUACAAAACUCAAUGCAACAAUCUCAUGGAAAUAAACACUAAGCUACUCCAAACAGUCAAGAAGAGUGAGGAGAGAAUUACAGAGCUGACAGAGAGCAGGACAGCCUUGUUGGAUCAGCAAGCUUCUUUGAGGGCUUCUGAGAAGCACUUGAAAGGUAGAGUAGAGGCUACAAAUAUGUGUGUGGAGGCCCGGGAGAAGAAGCUUCUAGAUGAAAACCUCCAUUUAGAGGAGACUGUUGAGAAGGCACUUGUACAGAAGGAAGAAUCAGAUGCUCAAUUAAAGACAAGAGAGCAUGAGAACAGGGAACUUCUUGAGGUUCAGUCAUUGUUGAAGAAACAGUUAGCUAGAACUCAACAAGAGUUGGACUCUCUUACCACCAAAGCAGGGGACUUGGAGAAGAACUUCACAGUGUCCCAAAGAAGCCAAGCAGAGCUACUUGAAAAACUCCAGGAAACUGAGGCUAAACUCAGAGACCAGACUGUCAAGUGUGGGCUUCUGCAGGCUCGAGCAGAGGAACUGGAGAGCAGGACCGGAGAGCUGCAUGAUGAAAAGGGUGCUGCAGAGAGCAAUGAAAAAAUGCAGAAGCUUCAUGAUGAGCAUCAGAGUUCCUCAUUGGAAACCAAAGAGGCCCCAUUCAGGCUGGUGAUUGCUGAGGCUCAACUGGAGCUCAACCUAAGGGAGGUGCACCGGCUCCGGGAAGAGGUGGUGGAGCUCAGGGCGCAGCUUUUAGCAGGAACUGAGGAGAGGAUGAAAGUUCAGGCCCUGCAGGAGGUGACGGAGGCCUCCAGAGAGGACCUCCGUGUUUUAGCAGAACAACUCAAAGCCCAGGUGGAGGAGCUAAACCGCCGGCAUGUGGAUGAGAUUCUUCGUUCCCGGGAGCGAGAGGAGGCUCUUAUCCGUGAACGAGAUGGUGAGGCUCAGGCUCGAGUGAGUCUGGCUGCAGAGGUGACAGCCUCCAGAGAGGAGCUAAAUAAACUGAAGCUGCGAUAUGAAGCCUUGUGUCUGGAGACCAGCGAAUCCAGGGAGGCGCUUCAUAGAGCCAACACAGAAACAGCUGAGCUCGGUGUGCAUGUUUGUAUGCUAACUGCUGAGAAUGAAGAAGCACGUCUGCGCUGGGAGGGCCUGUCAACAAGGCUGCAAGAGCUGGAGGACGAGGCUUCUCAGGAAGCUGAGAGGCUGAAUCGCUGCAUGGAGGAUUUACGCCAAGAGAACCAGCGACUCCUCAAUCAGCUCCAUAACGAGGAAGGUCUGUUGGCAACUAAACAGGAGCUGCAGAAGCUGAGCAAGGCCCAAGAGGAUGCUGAAAUGUUAAAAGAGGCAAACCAGGAGGAGAUCCAGACACUCCAGAUCAAGCUUAGCAGCCAAGCCAUGAGCUAUGACAUCCAGCUCCAGAGUUUGAACCAAGAGUUAGAGGAAGUGAAAUUACAGCUGACGACUGAGCAGGAGAAAGUGGUCGAUCUGGAGAACAAGCUCAAAGAGCUAAAGGCUGAGAAUCAGAGAUAUUGCCAACAGAUUGAGGAGAAAAACAUCCAGAUGGCCGUGUCUGAAAAUCUCAUCCAGCAGAAAGAAGACGAGAUAAUCCAUCUGAAAGGGAAUUUAUCAAGGUCAGAGGAGAGUCUAGCAGCAGCUCAGCGGGCCUGUCAGGAGAUGAGUGAAAAUCUACGGAGAGUCACACAGGACAAACAGAGCAUUGAUCUUAAGACAGCUGCUGAGCUCGAUGACCUCUACCGCACCAAAAUCAAUUUAGAGGAAAGACUUGUAGAACUCAUCAGGGAGAAAGAUGCACUUUGGCAGAAGACCGAUGCCCUGGAGUUUGAGCAGAAACUGCGGGAUGAGGAGACGGAGAGAGACGUGAACUACUGUCUGGGCUGUCACAGUCAGUUCAGCUGGUGGCUCCGCAAGUACAACUGCCGACUGUGUGGGCGUCCCUUCUGCUACUACUGCUGCAGCAACACAGUGAGCACCCAACAGGGCGGCAACAGAGAGCGCUGCUGCAGGGACUGUUAUAACCAGCACAGUGCAGUAGUGGAGCGCCACCCAGAGGAGGAAUUGAGUAACAGCACACCAGGGACACCUUUCGGCCGUUUGCUGCAGGCUGGGAGAGCUGUGACCAGUGUCUCAGGAGCAGAUGAAGGUGACAAACCGGACGAUGGUGUUUUUGACAUCAUCACAGAGGAAGAAGUGAGUGGGGUCAGCGACUCCCUGUCGUUUUCCACCGCUUGCUCUCCUGGUCAUGGACAGCAGGGGGCAGCACAACUAAACAGCAGUGCCAGUGCGGGAGACAUCACAUCAGAGGAUACUGAGGACCUCAGAGCCGCGGUGCAGGAUGCAGAGAUUUGCCUGCUGAAAUCUGGAGAACUGACCCUUUCUGUCCACUUCACAAUCGAUGACAUCUCAGGGUUUGGGGACAGCUCCCGAGAGCUCUUCAUUAAGUCCAGUUGUUACAGCGCCAUCCCCAUCACCAUGAGCAAUCCUGGUACCACUGUUACCUGGACUUUCACCUCUGAACCCAAGAGCAUCGCCUUCAGUGUGGUUUACAGGGAGAGUACAGAGACGCCGCUGGAGCAGGCCAAGGUUUUGAUCCCACUGACUCGCUGUAAUUCCCACAAAGAGACAAUCCAGGGGGAACUGAAAGUCAGGAACCCUGGAGAAUACACACUCAUCUUUGACAACUCCUUCUCCAGGUUUAUCUCAAAGAAAGUGCUGUAUCAUUUGAGUCUCGACAAGCCUGUGGCCUACGACGGGACUGACUUCCUCUGAGCAUGGAAUGUAAGCAGGUGUCAAACUGACUUUUGAAACAUACAUUCAGGGUGUUUAAGCUCACGUGCAUGAUUUCAUUGCAACUGGGUCGGAGUCUACUGACGUUCACCAGCCUCACUUAAAGGUUCUGGCAUUGGUUCUGCUGCUUGUUCAUGAUGUGUUGCACACAAGAUGAAUUCUGAUCAUGGGACAGCUGAACAAAGGGUGAAAGCAAUGAAGUAUAACAAUGUUACGCUAGUGAAUGUGAGCAUGCAUGUGAGCAUGCACUACCUUUUCUAAAAGCUUGACGUUGUAGUUUACAUGUAGCAUUAAGGGCGUUGAACUUUAACGCUCGAUAAACAGAGGUUCAUCAAAUAUUUGAAUGUGAAGAAGCUGUGUGUGCGCACACAGAAUCCAGGUCUGUCAACAUCUACAGAUGUUGGUCAUGUGGCCAAAAUGAAGUUUUGUUCCCAUUAUUCGCCUCUCAUGAAUAUUACUGUGGUUAAAAUGGAAAUGAUGUGCUCUCUGCGCACUGACAACUGUCCCUCUAGGAGUGGGUGAAAUCCUUGAUGACGGUAUGUGUAACUUUAUGUUGUGAUAUCAAUAUUUAUCAUGAUUCAUUACAUUACGUGGAAAGCAAAGUUGAGGAGUUUGUUGUUGUCUGUGUUGACAACCUGAGACUAAAUCCCAACUCAUGCUAAGAUUUUAGUGCAUAAAGUUUGCUUUAGUUGCCUAGUUUAGUCCAUGUAGAAGAUUAUAACUAAAACCCUAAUUUAACUUUGAUAUUAACUGAAUUCGUUUUACUUUCUUAUACAUACCAUUAACAAACAAGUUCAUGUAACCGACUCUUUAAAUGGGUGUUUACCAGUCUGUUAUGUUUUGGUGGAGAAAUUCCUCACACUCUCUAAACAUGCACUCCAAUCUGUUUUUAAAGUUCACGCUUUAAAAACUUUUGCGAAGCUGCAGUACCAGAACAUAAUUCGGUUUUAACUGUGUUCUCGAAACAGGCUUUAAUUCAGCGCAGGGGUUCUGCUGAUUGCAGAUGAAGAAAGACAAGAAUGUGGUUUCUAUGCAUCUAAACACUAAGAAUGUGCACAUGCCUCCCCAGCUGAACCCUUAAAGGG